CUUCGCGCCGCCGGCCCACGCCGCAGUGUGCUUUGUGGACGGCUCCUUCGCAGACGGCCCGGUCGAGCCCGCUCGGCGCCUCGGACGCGAUGUUCCGCCGGAGCUUGAACCGUUUUUGUGCUGGAGAAGAGAAACGAGUUGGCACACGCACAGUGUUUGUUGGCAAUCACCCAGUAUCAGAAACAGAAGCCUACAUUGCACAAAGAUUUUGUGAUAAUAGAAUAGUCUCAUCUAAGUAUACACUUUGGAAUUUCCUCCCAAAGAAUCUGUUUGAACAGUUUAGAAGAAUUGCAAAUUUUUAUUUUCUCAUCAUUUUCCUUGUACAGGUCACAGUAGACACACCAACGAGUCCAGUUACCAGUGGACUUCCACUUUUCUUUGUUAUAACUGUCACAGCCAUCAAGCAGGGAUAUGAGGAUUGGCUGAGACACAGAGCUGACAAUGAAGUUAACAAGAGCACUGUUUACAUUAUUGAAAAUGCAGAGCGAGUGAAAAAAGAUAGUGAAAAAAUCAAGGUUGGUGAUGUAGUGGAGGUACAUGCAGAUGAAACCUUUCCCUGUGAUCUUAUUCUUCUAUCAUCCUGUACUGAGGAUGGAACCUGCUAUGUCACUACAGCCAGUCUUGAUGGAGAAUCUAAUUGCAAGACACACUACGCAGUACGUGAUACCAUUACACUGUGUUCAGCCGAAUCCAUUGAUAGCCUCCGAGCUGCAAUCGAAUGUGAACAGCCUCAACCUGACCUCUACAAGUUUGUUGGGCGAAUCAAUAUCUACAGUAAUGGUCUUGAGCCUGUUGCCAGGUCUUUGGGACCUGAAAAUCUCUUGCUGAAAGGAGCUACUCUAAAAAAUACCAAGAGGAUAUAUGGAGUUGCUGUUUACACUGGGAUGGAAACCAAAAUGGCUUUGAACUACCAAGGGAAAUCUCAGAAACGUUCUGCUGUUGAAAAAUCCAUUAAUGCCUUCCUGAUUGUGUAUUUAUUUAUCUUACUGACCAAAGCUGCAGUGUGCACAACUCUAAAAUAUGUUUGGCAAAGCACUCCAUAUAAUGAUGAACCUUGGUAUAACCAAAAGACCAAGAAAGAGCGGGAGACUUUGAAGGUUUUGAAAAUGUUCACCGAUUUCCUGUCAUUUAUGGUUCUAUUCAACUUUAUCAUUCCUGUCUCCAUGUAUGUCACAGUAGAGAUGCAGAAAUUCUUGGGCUCCUUCUUCAUUUCAUGGGAUAAAGACUUUUAUGAUGAAGAAAUUAAUGAAGGAGCCCUGGUUAACACAUCAGACCUUAAUGAAGAACUUGGUCAGGUGGAUUAUGUAUUUACAGAUAAGACUGGAACACUCACUGAAAACAGCAUGGAAUUCAUUGAAUGCUGCAUUGAUGGGCAUAAAUACAAAGGUGUAGCUCAGGAGGCUGAUGGACUCUCUCAAACUGAUGGACCCUUAACAUAUUUUGACAAAGCAGAUAAGAACAGAGAAGAGCUCUUUCUGCGGGCCUUGUGUUUAUGUCAUACUGUGGAAACAAAAACAAAUGAUGCUGUUGAUGGAUCUACAGAGUCAACUGAAUUAACCUAUGUCUCCUCCUCACCAGAUGAAAUAGCUUUAGUAAAAGGAGCUAAAAAGUAUGGGUUCACAUUUGUAGGAAUUCAGAAUGGCCAUAUGAAAGUGGAGAACCAAAAAAAACAAAUAGAAGAAUACGAACUUCUUCACACAUUAAACUUCGAUUCUGUCCGUCGCCGUAUGAGUGUAAUUGUGAAGAAUCAAGAAGGAGACAUACUUCUCUUUUGUAAAGGAGCAGACUCAGCAGUUUUCCCCAGGGUGCAAAAUCAUGAAAUUGAGUUAACUAAAGCCCAUGUGGAACGCAAUGCAAUGGAUGGAUACCGGACACUUUGUGUAGCCUUCAAAGAAAUUGCUCCAGAUGAUUAUGAAAGAAUUAACAGACAGCUCAUAGAGGCAAAAAUGGCCUUACAAGACAGAGAAGAAAAAAUGGAAAAGGUUUUUGAUGAUAUUGAGACAAACAUGAAUUUAAUUGGCGCCACUGCAGUGGAAGACAAGCUACAAGAUCAAGCAGCUGAGACCAUCGAAGCUCUGCAUGCUGCAGGUCUGAAAGUCUGGGUGCUUACUGGUGACAAGAUGGAGACAGCCAAAUCCACCUGCUAUGCCUGCCGCCUUUUCCAAACCAGCACCGAACUCUUGGAACUGACCACAAAAACCAUUGAAGAAAGUGAAAGGAAAGAAGAUCGAUUACAUGAAUUAUUGAUAGAAUAUCGUAAGAAGUUGCUGCAUGAAUUUCCUAAAAGUACUAGAAACCUUAAAAAAGCAUGGACAGAACACCAAGAAUAUGGAUUAAUCAUUGAUGGCUCCACAUUGUCACUCAUAUUAAAUUCUAGUCAAGACUCCAGUUCUAACAAUUACAAAAACAUUUUUCUACAAAUUUGUAUGAAGUGUACUGCAGUACUCUGCUGUCGGAUGGCACCAUUGCAGAAAGCCCAGAUUGUCAGAAUGGUGAAGAAUUUAAAAGGCAGCCCAAUAACACUGUCGAUAGGUGAUGGUGCCAAUGAUGUUAGUAUGAUCUUGGAAUCCCAUGUUGGAAUAGGUAUUAAAGGCAAAGAAGGUCGCCAAGCAGCUAGGAAUAGUGAUUAUUCUGUUCCAAAGUUUAAGCAUUUGAAGAAACUGCUAUUGGCUCAUGGACAUCUCUAUUAUGUGAGAAUAGCACACCUUGUACAGUAUUUCUUCUAUAAGAAUCUUUGUUUCAUUUUACCACAGUUUUUGUACCAGUUCUUCUGUGGAUUCUCUCAACAGCCAUUGUAUGAUGCCGCUUACCUUACAAUGUACAAUAUCUGCUUCACAUCCUUGCCCAUCCUGGCCUACAGUCUGCUGGAACAGCACAUCAACAUUGACACUCUGACCUCAGAUCCCAGAUUGUAUAUGAAAAUUUCUGGCAAUGCCAUGCUGCAGUUGGGCCCCUUCUUAUACUGGACAUUUCUGGCUGCAUUUGAAGGGACAGUGUUCUUCUUUGGGACUUAUUUUCUCUUUCAGACUUCAUCCCUAGAAGAGAAUGCAAAGGUCUAUGGAAACUGGACUUUUGGAACCAUUGUUUUUACAGUCUUAGUAUUCACUGUAACUCUGAAGCUUGCCUUGGAUACUCGUUUCUGGACAUGGAUAAAUCACUUUGUGAUUUGGGGUUCUUUAGCCUUUUAUGUAUUUUUCUCAUUCUUCUGGGGAGGAAUUAUUUGGCCUUUUCUUAAACAACAGAGAAUGUAUUUCGUAUUUGCUCAAAUGCUGUCUUCUGUAUCCACAUGGUUGGCAAUAGUUCUUCUAAUAUUUAUCAGCCUUUUCCCUGAGAUUCUCCUGAUUGUAUUAAAGAAUGUAAGAAGAAGAAGUGCCAGGAAUCCGAAUCUUGAACUGCCUAUGUUAUUGUCCUACAAGCAUAUUGACAGUGGUUACAGCUAAAACAGAAAGCAUGAAGAAGCAACAAGAAGUUUUCAUCUCAGGAUACUCGAUAUGCAACAAACUAAACCACUCAUAUAUCUAGGAUUCAGAAUAAAUGUCCAUUAAAAUACCAAAUGACUCUCUUAAGCAUUUACAGUUAUUGUAAGUAGCCAUUAUGGCCAAAGCUCUAAAUUACAAAUUAUAUGAAAGUUUGAAAGCAAGAAUAUUUAGAAUUUCUGGCUUUAGAUAGAAUAAUAACUACCCAAUGGGUGCUCUUUUAACCCAUGAACUCUGAAUGGAUUUAAAUACAAUAUAAAGUAGAAGUCAUGCCAUGGGAAUGAAUAGAUUUUGCUAAUAUUACUUUUUUUGCCUGGCAGAAGAAAUAGGCUGUUUGGAUCACAUUUCUUGUUCCUGCUGAAUGAUAAAUUAUUUUUUUCCCCAAACAUCUGAAAGAAAUACUUGAAAAUACAAGAUGACUAAAUCAUAUCAAUACAUCAGAUAGGAUAGUUAAUCCUUUCUGUUCACCCACAUGCUAAUUUUGUCUUGCCAAAAAUAAUCCUGAAAACUUAGGUGGGAUGAAUGUUAACCCUGGGUAUUUUUCUAAGAAUCAAAAAAAAAUACAUUCCUUUUAUUUUGGUUCUCCUGAAUUAAACCCCACUUAAUGGAUGUAUGGCUACAAGAUUUGAAAAUAAAACAUUUCCACUCACUUGAUAGGCCCUCAGAAUAGUGUAACCAGUUUGUCCAAUGUAAUUUUUACUGGCAUCUGAGAUAAAAUGGGCAAAACCAUAGUUACACAAAAAUAAAGGCCAUCCUGAACAUCAGUCUUUUAUAACUGUCGGUGGAGAGGGAGGAAGAAUGGCUUGUUUCCACCAGCUAGUGGUUUUAUUUGAAAGAGAUGGUGUUCGUGCACAUACGCAUCACCUUUUUUGGAGGUGAAGGGGAGGGAUCCAUCAUAAGACAGUAGUAGUUGAGCCUACAGAUCCAUGACUCUGAACAUGAACGUUGACUCACUCAGCAGACUCCGCUAGGGCCAUGGUCUAAACUUGAAACCAUGACAGUCACCUUGGUUAAGUCCUCAGCUUACCAGACUAGCAGGAGAUUUUAACCUCCUAACAAGUUCACUUAAAACAUAAAAAUAAAUGUGAAAUGUCUUUAUUAAAUGUUAAAAUCAAAUACUUCUUUGGAUAUAAAUGACUACAUUUGACUAUUAGAUUGAAAUGGUCUUUUUAAAAAGUGUUUUCAUGUCAGUUUUCAUUUUUGAUGGUCUUUCUGGCAUGCCUGUAUUAUUAUUAGUGUUUAUAUUGUACCUUCAUUUGGAAAAAGUAUUGAUUCAGUCUAUACCAAUGUAUUUACAUUGUCCAUAUGGCACAUUUUAUUUUUCCUUAUAUUUUUGUGUUAAUGUCUAGGUGUAGUUUUUCUUGAAUUCUAGAAAAGAUAAUUUCAGUUAUCAGAAACCUUAUUCCAUCAUUACUGAUCCUUUUUUAUUAUUUCAUUUGUUGUCAUCUAUCAGUGUUAUUUUUGAGUAUUUUGUUAGAUGUCAUCCACAGCUUGCUUAAGUGUGCUGUGUUCUGGUAGUAUGUAUUUGAGGUAGUCCGCUGAAAAAGUCUUUAUAUUCUUUGCCUAUUCCAAAGAGCUAACAAAUCAGACCCAGGAAAGCUUUUGAUGUUUUGCUGUUCUUGUUCUUAUGUCUUUAUAGUUGUUGCUGUAUUGUUACUGUUUUAUGUAAGAACUAUAGGAACUGUGAACACAAACUAGAGAGCCAGGAUAGAUAGGCCUGUUUAAUGCAGAACCACUGGAGAUGUGACAUAAUCAGAAUAUCCAGGAGUAGAAAUAUAAUAACUGCUGGCAGAUCAAAUUCCUUGUGGCCAGGAAGUAAGUAAAGGGGAUUAGAGCCUUGUCUCAGCCACACGUUGAGCUGCAGCUCAAACUCCCAAUGGCGAUGAUGUGUGGUAUCGUGGCCUAGAUCCUUGAGAAAGAUCCAACUUUCCUUUUUGAAAGAUCUUAUUAAUGAGCUAAACAUUGCUAAGCAUGGGGUUAGCAGAUGGAAUAACUUGAAGUAAGCUGUCCAGUAUUUUAUCACUACAAUCUAACCACCUUACUUGGUAAAGGAAAAGGGGGAAACUGUAAUAGUAGGAUCAUAUACCCAUCAUUUAAAUAAUUUUGAACUACCAAAACAUGUUGGUAAUUUUCACAACUAAUGUCCAUUGUUCGAGGAUGUUGCCUACUAAACUGAAAGCAUAAAUUCCUUCCCUACCACAUAGACACCAGCAGCAGUAUAAUUGUAAGCCUAAAUUUGCAAAGGUCAUAAUACUUUAGUGAUGGAAUUUUUUAAUAACAUGCAGUAUAUAAUAUGCAGAUUUUAUGCAAGUGUUGACAAGAUCAUUUUUCAGCUUGCAAAACGGGACUGCAAUAUUACAUUUUUCACUUAAGCCAUUUUUUACAUCUAUGUUGUUGCUUUCUAUGAUGAAUGUGAAUGCCAUCUUUUAUGAAUGCAACUUGCCUUUUUCAUUACAGAAAUUUUUGUUUCAUGUAAUCAAUAAACUUUGG
Messenger RNA from Talpa occidentalis (Iberian mole), 5966 nucleotides. It is a transcript of the gene ATP11C, whose product is annotated as ATPase phospholipid transporting 11C. Gene Ontology annotation, molecular function: magnesium ion binding; ATP hydrolysis activity; ATP binding. Gene Ontology annotation, biological process: phospholipid translocation. The record is from RefSeq and is a predicted model, not a curated record. Gene Ontology annotation, cellular component: plasma membrane; trans-Golgi network; endoplasmic reticulum. The coding region runs from base 90 to 3440 and encodes 1116 amino acids. The transcript is spliced from 29 exons. NCBI's taxonomy places the organism in Eukaryota, Metazoa, Chordata, Mammalia, Eulipotyphla, Talpidae.